UGUUAGGAUUUGGGCUUGUGUGUCUCUCUCUCUCACUUCCAGAGGAGGAGCGAAGAGGGGAGUGAAUGAGAAGGUCUCGCAGUCCCACGCAGUGAAAGAGAGAGAGUGUGUGUGUAAAACAGAGGGGGAGACAGAUUUGGAAAAAAAGUUCCUGCCACUGGGAUAAACUCCACGGUUCACCAAGGACUCCUGAGUAAAGCCAGCUGCAGACAACACCUCAGGAUGCAGGUCUUUGGACAUGGCAUUGGGACUUGGCUUCUCGUGGGAUUUGUAGCUGUGACGUUUGAUUUCGUCAGCGAGGCACAAGCUCAAGUUGCCUCCCCAACAAGAUUAAAGUUUUCUAUAAUGUCUCAGGACAGUGUUAAGAUUACAUGGAAACCUCCUAGAGGGAGAUUUCACGAAUACAGAUUAACUGUGCACCAGUUGUAGGUGGUAAACCCCAGAAAUUAAGCAUACGGAAGGGUGAGACAGCUGUCGUGGUGGAAGGUCUUCUCCCCAACCAGGAGUACGUGGUGCAACUGUUUGCGAUCAACAAUAAAAAAGAAAGUGCACCAGCUCAGGGGCGGUUUACAAUGAGGGCAUCACGCAGCAGAGGCAGGCAAGGAUCCCCCUCCCAAACUAAACCAAAGAAAGUAUCGGACUCUCAAGCCGGCAAUACCACAACUGAUGAAGGUUCUCAGUUUAUGUGCGAGUCUCCAGCUAUUGCCGACAUCGUUGUUCUUGUGGACGGUUCGUGGAGCAUCGGCCGACUUAAUUUCCGACUCGUACGACUCUUUUUGGAGAACUUGGUUAGUGCUUUCAAUGUAGAUUCUGACAAAACCAGAAUAGGACUGGCUCAGUACAGUGGAGACCCGAGGGUGGAAUGGAAUCUGAACCAACACAGCACAAAGGAGGCUGUAUUGGACGCUGUCAGAAAUCUGCCUUACAAAGGUGGCAACACACUUACAGGCCUCGCUUUGACGUUCAUCCUGGAGAACAGUUUUAAGCCCGAGGCUGGGUCGAGAACGGGUGUGCCGAAGAUUGGGAUCCUGAUCACGGAUGGCAAAUCUCAGGAUGACGUUUUCUCAUCGGCUGAGAGUUUACGUGAUGCUGGCAUCGAGCUCUUUGCUAUCGGCGUGAAAAAUGCCGAUGUAAAUGAGCUGAAGGCUAUAGCCUCCGAACCUGACGAGACACAUGUUUACAACGUGGCAGACUUCAAUAUCAUGAACACGAUCAUCGAAAGUCUCACCAAGACAGUGUGCACACGUGUGGAAGAACAGGACAAAGGGAUUAAAGGUUCUCAGUUUAUGUGCGAGUCUCCAGCUAUUGCCGACAUCGUUGUUCUUGUGGACGGUUCGUGGAGCAUCGGCCGACUUAAUUUCCAACUCGUACGACUGUUUUUGGAGAACUUGGUUAGUGCUUUCAAUGUAGAUUCUGACAAAACCAGAAUAGGACUGGCUCAGUACAGUGGAGACCCGAGGGUGGAAUGGAAUCUGAACCAACACAGCACAAAGGAGGCUGUAUUGGACGCUGUCAAAAAUCUGCCUUACAAAGGCGGCAACACACUUACAGGCCUCGCUUUGACGUUCAUCCUGGAGAACAGUUUUAAGCCCGAGGCUGGGUCGAGAACGGGUGUGCCGAAGAUUGGGAUCCUGAUCACGGAUGGCAAAUCUCAGGAUGACGUUUUCUCAUCGGCUGAGAGUUUACGUGAUGCUGGCAUCGAGCUCUUUGCUAUCGGCGUGAAAAAUGCCGAUGUAAAUGAGCUGAAGGCUAUUGCCUCCGAACCUGACGAGACACAUGUUUACAACGUGGCUGACUUCAAUAUCAUGAACACGAUCAUCGAAAGUCUCACCAAGACAGUGUGCACACGUGUGGAAGAACAGGACAAAGGGAUUAAAGAAGCAUCAGGCAGGAAGAGCCUGGAGCCAGCUGCACCCUCGAACCUUGUGGUCACCGACGUCACCCCCCGCAGUUUCCGUGUCAGCUGGUCACACGCACCAGGGAAUGUGGAGAAAUACCGUGUGGUCUAUUACUCCACCACCGCAGGUCAGCCAGAAGAGGUGGUUGUGGACGGGAUAGAAUCAACUGCCGUUCUCCAGAAUCUGAUGUCCUUGACGGAAUAUCAGAUCGCGGUGUUUGCCAUCUACACAAAGGCUGCCAGUGAAGCACUCCGGGGCACCGCAACCACACUGGCCCUGCCUGCUGCCGCGGACCUGGAUAUCUAUGACGUGACCCACAACAGCAUGAGAGUAAAGUGGGAGGCCGCAGAAGCUGCCUCGGAGUACAUGAUCCUUUACGCUGCGCUCACCGGGGGAGACACAGCUGAUGAAAAGGAGGUAAAGGUGGACAAUUCAGUUACGGAUAUAGAACUGGAAAGGUUGUCGCCGAACACUGAAUAUACCGUGACGGUGUACGCCAUGUACGGGGAGGAAGCGAGUGACCCCCUGACCGGACAAGAAACAACACUGCCACUUACACCUCCCCAGAACCUCCAGUUCUCUGAGAUCACCCACAGCACGGGCAGGGCCAGCUGGGAAGCAGGAUCAAGGAAAGCUCUGGGCUAUCGUGUCAUGUACGUGAAGACUGAUACCACUGCGAUGGGCAUGGUUGAAGUUGAAGACGCAACACCGAUUUUCUUAACAAACCUGACAUCACUUACGGAGUACACAGUUGCAGUCUUGGCAAUCUAUGAUGAGGGGCAAUCAGCCCCACUGACAGGCAGCUUCACCACAAAGAAUGUUCCGCAGCCUUUGUCCUUAAGGAUCAGUGAUGUUUUUGAGGAAGAGUUCAGAGUUAGCUGGAAUCAUGCUGCUGAUGAUGUUACCUUAUACAGACUGGCAUGCACUCCCUUGAGUGGUGAAGAGGCAAAGGAGUUUGUGUUCAGCGGGGCUACAGACAUGGUGGUUCUUGAUCAUUUACUCCCUGGGACGGAAUAUGAGGUGUCUCUAUCUGCAAUUUACAGCGAUGAGGCAGAAAGUGAAGUUGUUACAGCCCUUGAAACUACACUUCAGCGAAUAAUCACAACAACGCCAGCCACCACAACAACUCUUCGUCCAACUACAGUAGUAAUCCGAUCUGGAAUAAGGAACCUGGUCUUGGAUGAUGAGACCACUUUCAGUCUGCAUGUCUCGUGGGAGCCUGCCGAUGCCUUCAUCACCCAGUACAGAGUGUCCUAUGUAUCUUUGAAGGGGGAUCGAGCGGAAGAAGGGGUAAGCAUGGUGAUGGUUCCAGGGAGGCAGAAUGAUCUCCUACUCCAGCCUCUGCUCUCGGACACGUCGUAUCGAAUUACCGUGACACCGAUCUACGCCGACGGAGAAGGGAGCGGCCGCACAGUUACUGGGAAGACGUUGGCGCUCUCUGGCCCGAUAAACCUGCACGUAUCGGAGGAAUGGUACAACCGUUUCCGGAUUAGAUGGGACGCCCCACCAUCACCGACAAUGGGCUACAGAGUGAUGUACACGUCGGCCUCUGCCCCUGGGCCAACUCUGGAUACCUUUGUGGGAGAAGACGUGAACACAAUGUUUAUUCUUAACCUACUCAGUGGAACCGAAUAUAUCGUCAAGGUGUUUGCAACCUACCCCACGGGUUCUAGCGAGCCGCUGACAGGAAGAGCCAAGACACUGUAUCUUGGUGUGACGAAUCUUGCCACGGAAGAUGUUCGGAUGACAAGCAUGUGCGCUCGCUGGCAGUUUCAUCGACACGCCACCUCCUACAGAGUAGUUAUCGAAUCACUCAGAGAUGGAAAGAAGGAAGAGGUGAUUGUUAAUGGAGGGACAUCUCGUCACUGCUUUUAUAAUCUCAUUCCAAACACCAAGCACAGGAUCAGUGUGUACACCCAGCUGCAGGAGAUGGAAGGUUUGGCCGUGAACAUACUCGAAGCAACUGUUCCCGUUCCGACGGAGCCACCAACUCCUCCUCCAACAACUGUCCCGCCGCCCACAAUCCCACCGGCUCGGGAGGUUUGCAAAACUGCCAAAGCUAAUCUGGUCUUCCUAGUGGAUGGGUCGUGGAGUAUUGGGGAUGAGAACUUUGACAAGAUCAUUGGUUUCUUGUACAACACCAUUGGAGCUCUGUAUAAGAUUGGACCGGAUGGGACUCAGGUUGCAAUUAUUCAGUUCAGCGAUGAUCCCAGAACAGAAUUUCAACUCAACUCGUACAAUGACAAGGGGAUUCUCCUCAACGCUGUCGAACGCAUUAGGUACAAGGGUGGAAAUACAAAGACAGGUAGAGCCAUAAAACAUGCCAAGGAUUCUGUGUUCACAGUCGAAGCAGGAUUACAGAGAGGCAUUCCCAAUGUCCUGGUGGUCAUUACAGAUGGUCGAUCUCAAGAUGAUGUUGUCAAGACUUCCCAAGAGAUGCAGUUGGAAGGAUUCACUAUCUUUGCGGUUGGCGUUGCUGAUGCUGAUUAUGCAGAGCUGAUGAACAUUGCCAACAAGCCCAGCAACAGGCAUGCCUUCUUCGUGGAUGACUUUGAUGCCUUCAAGAAGAUUGAGGACGAGCUUGUUACCUUUGUCUGUGAGACAGCCUCUGCAACUUGUCCAUUGGCCCUCAUUGGAGAUAGCAGCCUUGCAGGGUUUAAAAUGAUGGAGAUGUUUGGGCUGGUUGAGAAGGAGUACGCUUCUGUCGAAGGAGUGUCAUUGGAAUCGGGCUCAUUCAACAGCUUUCCUUGUUUCAGACUGCACAAGAAUGCUCUGGUUUCACAACCCACAAGGAAUGUCCAUCCCGAGGGGUUGCCAUCGGACUACACCGUCACCUUCCUCUUCCGCCUGCUGUCUGACACUCCGCAGGAACCCUUCGCCCUUUGGGAGGUCCUCAACAAGCAGAGCGAGCCCCUGGUCGGGGUCAUCUUGGACAAUGGCAGGAAAGCUCUCACCUACUUUAACUACGAUUAUAAGGAUGAGUUCCAGACCGUCACCUUUGAUGAUCCAGAAGUCAAGAAGAUCUUUUAUGGAAGCUUUCAUAAGAUGCACGUGGUAAUAACCAAAACCCACGCAAGGCUGGUGGUGGACUGCAAGCAAGUGGGGGAGAAGUCGAUCAAUGCGGCAGGAAACAUCAGCACCACUGGGUUGGAGGUACUGGGCCGGAUGGUGCACUCCCGGAGCCCGAGGGACAGCUCGGCAUCGUUCCAAUUGCAAGGGUUUGAUAUUUCCUGUUCCACGUCCUAUGCAAGCAGGGACAAGUGCUGUGAACUUCCUGCGCUGAGAGAUGAAGCCAAUUGCCCAGCUCUUCCUCAUGCCUGCACUUGUUCCCAAGACAGCAAAGGACCUCCUGGACCCCUGGGACCCCCGGGUAACGCAGGUUUACGAGGCCAAAGAGGUGUGAGAGGAGAACAAGGUCCAAGGGGACCUGAUGGUCAGAGGGGGGUGAUCGGCCUGCCGGGUCCGCAGGGUCAGCCUGGACCCCAGGGACCGAGCGGACAAUCCAUUCAAGGCCUUCCGGGGAGCGCUGGUGAAAAGGGUGAGAAAGGCCAGAGUGGCCCCGCUGGUCACCAGGGUCUGUCAGGUCCUCGAGGACUCUCGGGACGAGAUGGGCCACCAGGUCAAAGGGGUUCUGUGGGUAAAGAUGGACCUUCAGGGCUACUAGGCUCACCUGGGCCGAUGGGAAGUCCAGGAGUCCCUGGUUCCCCUGGAGCUGCAGGAAGUCCCGGUUCCCAGGGCGACAUCGGACCUCCCGGUGCUCAGGGUCUGAAAGGAGAGAGGGGCCCGAGGGGAGACGUCCAGUCACAGAGUACAGUCCAUGACAUUGCUCAGCAAGUGUGUGAGCAGCUCAUCCAGAGCCACUUAUCAAGAUACAACUCCAUUCUCAACUCCAUUCCCAGCAACUCCGUCCAAGUGCGGGCUGUUCCAGGGCCUCCCGGAGACACUGGCCGUGACGGAACAGUAGGCCCAGCAGGAGAACCCGGACCUCAGGGCCGGCCAGGAUUCCCUGGCACGUCGGGAAUACCAGGUCGACCAGGAGAAAGAGGUUCGCCGGGCGAAAAAGGAGAGCGGGGAUCUACUGGGUUUGGUAAACAGGGCCCAAGAGGAACUCCAGGAACUCCAGGCCCUCAGGGGGAGGGCCGGAGUGGGAGCCAAGGACCACCAGGUCCCCCAGGGCGGCAAGGCAGCUUGGGACGUACUGGAUCCUCUGGACCAAGAGGACAGCCUGGCCCAUCAGGCUACUGUGACCCUUCUUCAUGUGCUGGCUACAAUGUUGGAGGUGGAUACAAUGAUCCAACUAAUCAAGACAUCCCCGUAGUACAAUUGCCUCCACGCUCCUACCAAACUUAUGACCCUUACGAUGAGCAAGAUCCGUACGUGUACCAUGGGCCCUACCCCUACCCAAACCCAUACUCCCAGCCCUCCUACCCAGAGCCUCAUCCUGUGGAACCGGAUCAUCCUUUCGAUGGAGAGGAGGAGGAAUCAGAAGAGGUUGAGGUCAGAUCACCUGGAAUUAGACGAUUCGCAAGGAGCAUUUCUAAAUGGCGUCGCGCAUCUACAAGCACAGCAAAGAAGAACCAAUGAAGGAGUGUCGUCAGAGUGUAAAAUCUCACAUGCUUUAUCCCUAUCAAAUGGGCAAUAGAAAUUGUGCAUUCAGCUCAGAGAUUAAAAACUGGGAUCUCUAGAGAUUUCUAAAAAUAAUGUAACAAUUACACAGACGAGGUCAAGCAAUAAUGAUUGGCUCUGGUGUUGCCAACAUAAAGCAUUUGUGCCAUUAGAUGAGAAUUAAAAAUUUCAAAAGAUUGUUAAAUAUUUUAGCAAUAAAGAUGUUGACUGAUUAUUUCCAAUUACUAAUCUUAUUGAAGAUUAGUAGGGUGCUACUUUCAGUUAUUUGUUACAUUCCAAGGGCAUAGAACUGUUGUUUACCAUUCUAUAGCAUUUCUAUUUGUGUUAAAUUAAUUGAUUGCAUCAUUGAAUUUUGUAGUAAUGUUUGAAGAGCAAAAACAAUUUGAUAAAGACAUUGAGAAAAAUUAGUUCAAUGGUUACGCACUUAAGCUGAUUCAUAAACCACUGGAGAGGUUUCAUUUGUAGACCACGUGCGGCGGAGCUGUUAAACCUUGCUGCAGAAUUGCAGGGGAGCACAGCAAUAAAAGGGAAACUUUACAAAGACAAAAUUGUGCCUUUGCUAUCAAGGGAAGCUGUUUAAAUGGAGUCCAUAUAGUUUUUCUUCCAAAUGGUACCCAUUCCCUAUUCUACUCAAUUAGUUCUUUGUAAAAUCUAGCAGGUAAUUUAUUUGGAUGAAACUGUCAUUGUUCAAGUAUCAAGUAAAAUAAAAAAAAUAAACCGUC
Molecule: messenger RNA, 7246 nt
Organism: Amblyraja radiata (thorny skate)
Lineage: Eukaryota; Metazoa; Chordata; Chondrichthyes; Rajiformes; Rajidae
Gene: col14a1a
Product: collagen, type XIV, alpha 1a
Cellular component (GO): interstitial matrix
Molecular function (GO): protein binding
Source: RefSeq, a predicted model, not a curated record